AAAGAACCUUGGGAACUAAAACACAAACUCUAUUUCUCUCUCUAAAAUAACAACUCUUCCUUUCUGCUGAGGAAAACACCUUCACUCCACUCUGCUACCAAAAAGAACAAUAACCCAUUUCUCUCUCUCUUUCUCUCUGUCUCUCUUUUCCUUUCUUCUCAAUCCUUUCAUGGACGAGACAGAAGAGUCCAACAAUGGCAACAAGAAAUGCAAAGGAAAGACAAGAACUUUAAGGGGCAAAAUAACCAGCCCUCCCCAAAAGCAGUAUCAGUAUCAUCAGUAUCAGCAUCAUCAACUGUUUCACUACUCAAACCAGCUUGGAAAUAUCUAUAACCACAACCAAAACCAGUUCCAAUACCACAGAUAUUACCCGGCUCUUCUUCCUCUACCAGUGCCUCCGAUUCCUCUUCAACUGGCUUUGGCUCCUUCUCUUAAUCCCCCUCUGAACCACCACAGUUUCAGGUCCAAAACCCGCCACCAAAAACCUUCAUGCAAGCAGAAUACCCCUCAUUUCGCCGCUUCUUCAGAAACCCACGUCCCCAUUUUGCCAAUUUCACCAGAGGGGUUCCAAAAGCAAAAUGUUUUACCCCUUAAACGAGAAGAUGGAAGGAAGUUGACAGGUCCUAGAACAGAAAAGGCACUAGUGGCAGCUAGGAGACCAGAUUCUGGUGGUGUAGAAGGGCCAGUUAUAUCUCUCUUAGCCAACCAUUUUCUUGUCCAAUUUGAUUCCUCUCAGAGGAUUUUACACUAUAAUGUUGAGAUAUCUCCUAACCCCUCCAAGGAAGUUGCAAGAAUGAUCAAGCAGAAAUUGGUGGAGGACAACUCUGCGGUCCUCUCCGGCGCUAUACCGGCCUACGAUGGCCGCAAAAAUCUUUACAGCCCGGUUGAAUUCCAAAAUGACAAGCUUGAGCUCUACAUAAGCCUUCCAAUACCAACAAGCAAACCAACCAUGCUACCAUAUGGUGAAAUCAAUGGCUUUCAAGAGAAGCAUAAACAGGUUAAACUGUUUCGGGUAAACAUCAAACUUGUGGCCAAGCUUGAUGGGAAGGAGUUGAGUAGUUACUUGAACAAGGAGGGAGACGAUUGGAUUCCUCUCCCUCAAGAUUAUCUCCAUGCCUUGGAUGUUGUAUUGAGAGAGAACCCUAUUGAGAAGUGCAUACCUGUGGGGAGAUCGCUCUAUUCGAGUUCGAUGGGAGGAACUCAAGAGAUUGGAGGAGGAGCUGUUGGGUUAAGAGGGUUCUUUCAGAGCCUUAGACCAACCCAACAAGGACUGGCUCUUAAUGUGGAUUUCUCUGUGACGGCUUUUCAUGAGAGCAUUGGAGUGAUUCCAUACUUGCAGAAGCGUCUCGAGUUUCUUCGAGACCUUCCUCAGAGGAAGACAAGGGGUUUGGUUGGUGAGGAGAGAAAGGAAGUGGAGAAGGCAUUGAGGAAUAUUAGGGUCUUUGUUUGCCACAGGGAAACUGUUCAGAGAUACCGGGUUUAUGGCUUGACUGAGGAAGCCACUGCAAAUCUGUGGUUUGCUGAUAGAGAUGGGAAGAAUCUGAGGGUUGUGAGUUACUUCAAGGAUCACUAUAAUUAUGACAUACAAUACAGGAAUUUGCCGUGCUUACAGAUUAGUAGGAGCAAACCAUGUUAUCUUCCAAUGGAGCUUUGUAUGAUUUGUGAAGGCCAGAAGUUUCUUGGAAAGCUAUCAGAUGAUCAGACUGCAAGAAUACUUAAGAUGGGCUGCCAACGACCGAAAGAAAGAAAAGCUAUUAUAGAUGGCGUUAUGCAAGGACCUGUUGGGCCAACAAGCGGCAUCCAGGAAAGAGAAUUCAAACUCCACGUCUCUAGAGAAAUGACAAGAUUAAACGGAAGAAUUCUUCAGCCUCCAAAGCUAAAACUUGGUGAUGGAGGGCACAUAAGAGACCUGAUUCCUUCCCGUCAUGAUCGGCAGUGGAACCUUCUGGACAGCCAUGUGUUCGAGGGAACUCGAAUCGAAAGAUGGGCGCUGAUAAGUUUUGGCGGAACCCCAGAACAGAAAUCAACCAUUCCAAAGUUCAUAAACCAGUUAUCUCAAAGGUGUGAACAGUUGGGGAUUUUUCUUAACAAGAACACAAUCAUCAGCCCCCAGUUUGAACCAACACAAGUGCUCAACAAUGUCUCCCUUUUGGAAUCCAACCUAAAGAGGAUCCAGAGAGUUGCAGCCAACAAUCUCCAGCUUCUUAUAUGCAUAAUGGAGAGAAGACACAAAGGUUAUGCCGAUCUCAAGCGAAUAGCAGAAACCAAUGUUGGAGUUAUGAGCCAGUGCUGCUUGUACCAGAACCUUGCUAAAUUGAGUUCACAGUUUUUGGCAAAUUUGGCUCUCAAAAUCAAUGCCAAAGUUGGCGGAUGCACGGUGGCUUUGUACAAUUCAUUGCCCUCUCAAAUCCCACGUCUGCUCCAAUCCGAGGAGCCAGUAAUCUUCAUGGGAGCUGAUGUUACUCAUCCUCAUCCGCUCGAUGAUGUCAGCCCAUCUGUUGCUGCUGUCGUUGGUAGCAUGAAUUGGCCAGCGGCAAACAAGUACGUCUCAAGAAUGAGGUCCCAAACACACAGGCAAGAGAUCAUCCAGGAUCUUGGGGCAAUGGUGGGUGAAUUGCUGGAUGAUUUCCACCAGGCAGUUGGAAAACUGCCAAAGAGAAUCAUUUUCUUCCGGGACGGUGUAAGCGAGACGCAGUUCUACAAAGUGCUUCAAGAAGAGUUGCAAGCCAUUAAAGGGGCUUGUUCUAGAUUUCCUGACUACAAACCUCCCAUAACUUUUGCAGUAGUUCAGAAGAGGCACCACACAAGAUUGUUUCCCUUCAAGAUUGACCCAUCUUUCGCGCAGAACCAAUUUCCUGAUGAAAAUAUUCUCCCAGGGACUGUUGUGGAUACAGUGAUCACUCAUCCAAGAGAAUUUGACUUUUAUCUCUGUAGCCAUUGGGGUGUGAAAGGAACAAGCCGACCAACACAUUACCAUGUAUUAUGGGACGAAAGCCAGUUCACUUCAGAUGAAUUACAGAAGCUGGUUUACAAUCUUUGUUACACCUACGUGAGGUGCACAAAACCGGUUUCUUUGGUUCCCCCGGCUUACUAUGCUCACCUGGCUGCAUAUAGAGGCAGGCUUUACCUCGAGCGAUCGGAGUCGUCAUCUUACAACCGAAGUACCCACUCACUGUCCCGAGCUGCACCUCCAAAUACAACGCCUCUACCGAAACUCAGUGAGAAUGUUAAGAAGCUCAUGUUUUACUGCUAAAUUUUAGCUUACAAACUCUUUGGAAAUCAAAGAAUUUGUUCUUUUAAUGCUUAUGUCAUAUAUAUAUGCCAGGAAUACCAUGUCGAUGCAGCUCAAUAUGACACAAUUUACACGAUAGCUUAAGCUAGUUCUUCUCAAUUGUGAUCAAGCCAGCAAAUUCUAAUGCAACUAUUGUUAA
Molecule: messenger RNA, 3431 nt
Organism: Morus notabilis
Lineage: Eukaryota; Viridiplantae; Streptophyta; Magnoliopsida; Rosales; Moraceae
Product: protein argonaute 7
Exons: 3
Coding region: 170-3253 (1027 amino acids)
Biological process (GO): regulatory ncRNA-mediated post-transcriptional gene silencing
Cellular component (GO): cytoplasm
Molecular function (GO): RNA binding; protein binding
Source: RefSeq, a predicted model, not a curated record